Molecule: messenger RNA, 1052 nt
Organism: Emiliania huxleyi CCMP1516
Lineage: Eukaryota; Haptophyta; Isochrysidales; Noelaerhabdaceae
Exons: 3
Coding region: 1-639 (212 amino acids)
Molecular function (GO): DNA binding
Source: RefSeq, a predicted model, not a curated record
AUGGUCACCGCCGCCAAUGCUGACAAGUCCACGAGAUGGAUCGUCGCGCCCGCCGCGCUGGCGGUGCUGGAGCAAGUCUUCUCCAUGGAGCGCUUCCCGACGCGCCAGCUCCGCGCCAGCCUCGCCGCCGAUCUCGCCGUCAACCCGCGGCAGGCCUCCGCCCCUCCCGUCGGCCUGCCUUUGCCGAGCGUCUUUCCGAAUGGCGGUCCACCGGCCUCCGCCUUUCCGGCCUCCACCCUCCACGCCUCCACCCUCCAUGCCUCGACCCUCCACGCCUCUGGGCACUACGGCGCGCACAGCCUCCGCGGCGCUGGCCCGCCCGCAAGCCGCUCCUCCGCCGACCGAGGCUGGACGCCGCUCGCGAACGUUGAGACCCUCGGCGGCGUCGGCGACGGCGGCGUUGGCGACACGGCUAACGCUGCUCUCGCCGACCACCUCGGCUUGAGCCUGUUUGGCGUGCUCGGCGGAGGCAAGGUGGGACAGGGCGUGCUGCAGGGCGAGUUCGCAUCGGCGGCCGACAACGAGGUCGAGCGGAUCCUCGACGGGCUCAAGGCGGACCAAGCGGACCUCGGCGCCCUCGGCGACCUCGGCGAUCCGGCAACCUCCGCAGCGCCCUUCCUGGGCGCCGGCGAGCGCUGAAGCGGGAGCCGCCGCCCCGGCCGUGCCGCUUCUCGCCACUAGCCCCGCGCGCCGCAUGGCGGGGCCGGGCGCGCCGAGCUCCGUGAGACAGUAGCUCCCCCGGUCUUCUUCCUCCUCGUCCUCUUCUUCUUCCUCGUCUUGUUCCUGUGCCUGAUCCUCCAAGUGCCCCCGAAGCAAGCCCCGGGGCGCACGCCUCUCUCUAUGAUGCCUUUGAUCCGAGUGCAACACGCCGUCGCACCGCUCCAGCACGGAGAACGAGUGCACGGCGCGCACCGACGUGGUUUUUGCGAGUUAGGAAAAGUCAGAUCGCUCUCACCUAUUCGCUAUUGCGUUGGCACGCGCUCGCAAGUCGUAUAUAUCUACGUAGCGAGUGUAGCGUGUUUUUCGAUGUGAUUCGAAUUGUAGUCCGUGGC